AUGUCGCAAUACACAAAACAAACUUGGUCUAGGAAUGACGACUCCAGCUUUUCAGCCCACCCAACUGUUCAGAAGAGCAUAUACUUGUACGACCCCAUUGUGCUCAGCGAGGCGCAUUUAGAGGCUAUCGGCGCCACUCCUAUCGAAGACGGCACUUUUACGUUCUUGCUUUCGCAUUUGAAGUACGACCCCGAGAGCCGGACCAUCUCUAGAGAGGUCCUCACUGCCUCAAAAGAGGACUGGGAGAUGACCAUCGAUGAUCAUGUAAAGUCUUUGGAAGCUACUGCCAAUUUGGGCGAUGACCUUUCUCUGGGGCUCAAACCUGGUGACAGUGAAAGCUGGCUACAGCUAGCUUUUGAGAACGGAGAUACUGAAGCGCUGAUGAUCAAAGAGGACGAGGAAUUCGCGAAUCUGAAGCUCGGGGUAGAUGUUGAUGUGGUUGAAGGUAUUCAGCUUGUACACCCGAGCAAUGCGAGUCGUAUGGAAGAGCUCUUGGCGUGGGCGCUGGAUCUGGAGGAGUCGCAAGGUAGUCGUCCUGAGCACACGUCUCAGGUGGGGCGUCCGAAGAUGUUGAAAAACACUCUUGUCUAG
Molecule: messenger RNA, 591 nt
Organism: Cryptococcus wingfieldii CBS 7118
Lineage: Eukaryota; Fungi; Basidiomycota; Tremellomycetes; Tremellales; Cryptococcaceae
Exons: 1
Coding region: 1-591 (196 amino acids)
Source: RefSeq, a predicted model, not a curated record